This is a messenger RNA of Cynara cardunculus var. scolymus (artichoke), 1507 nucleotides long. Its product is annotated as nudix hydrolase 19, chloroplastic. Gene Ontology annotation, biological process: NAD+ catabolic process; NADP+ catabolic process. Gene Ontology annotation, molecular function: NADH pyrophosphatase activity. The record is from RefSeq and is a predicted model, not a curated record. The transcript has 6 exons. The coding region runs from base 72 to 1301 and encodes 409 amino acids. Gene Ontology annotation, cellular component: cytosol. Lineage: Eukaryota; Viridiplantae; Streptophyta; Magnoliopsida; Asterales; Asteraceae.
CUCUUUCUUCAAUACAUUACAUCUCUAAAUCCAUCUUCUCUGUGAUUUCAAGAAAACCCUAUUUCUCCACCAUGUCUAUACACCUCAAAUCUCCGGUCUUUGCUGGUAACCCCAUAAGAUCCAAAACCCCCAAAUCAAUCGAUCCCUUUUCACCCGCAUCAGCCUUUCAAACCCUAAAGGUUCUUCUUUCUGGCCAAUCCCAUUUACAAGAACCAUCCUCCCCUAAAUUCCAGGUGCUCCCUUUCAGAAAGGGCAGACCUUUAGCUGGCUCAACUGGCGAUUUGGUCAAGAAAUGGCAUCUGGGGUGGUUGACUUUUGCUGAUUUUAAGGAUGUUUUGGAAGGCACUGAGGUAAAAUUGAGUGAUGAUUUGUUGGUGUAUUUGGGUUGCAAGACUGAAAAAGGAGAAGAAGAAGAAGAAGAAGAUAAUGUUGUGUAUUGGGCAAUCGAUGUUUCUCAAGGGAUUAGUUUGGUGGAGAAAUUGGGGAGCAGACAGCUUACUUUUGUUGAGUUGAGGACUUUGAUGGUGGCUACUGAUUGGGCAGAUGAUGCUGCUAUGGGUGAACUUGCUAUUGCUGGUCAUGCGAGAGCAUUACUGGAAUGGCAUAAUACAUCUCGUUUUUGUGGAUCUUGUGGUGAAAUGUUGGUUCCCACUGAAGCUGGGACAAGAAAACAAUGUAUAAAGGAUUCUUGUAAGAAAAGAAUCUACCCUCGAGUUGAUCCGGUUGUCAUUAUGUUGGUCAUUGACAAAGAGAAUGAUUGCGCACUUCUUAGUAAAAACACGAGAUUUGUGCCAAGAAUGUGGAGUUGCCUUGCCGGCUUUAUAGAGCCAGGAGAAAGCUUGGAAGAGGCCGUGAGAAGAGAAACAUGGGAGGAAACCGGCAUCCAAGUUGGUGAAGUAGUCUAUCAUAGUUCUCAACCAUGGCCCGUUGGACCUAGUAGCAUGCCGUGCCAAUUAAUGAUUGGUUUUCUUGCAUAUGCGACAUCGGUUGAAAUAAAUGUGGACAAGAGAGAAUUGGAAGAUGCCAAAUGGUACAGUAGAGAAGAGGUGAAGAAAGCGUUGACAUUUGCCGAAUACGAAAAAGCGCAAAGAACAUCCGCGUACAAAGUAGAUCAAAUGUGCAAAGGGGUGGAGAAAGGUCAAAGUCUUGCUGCGGAUUUCAACGUGGAAAGCGGGGAACUAGCAACCAUGUUCGUCCCUGGACCUUUUGCGAUCGCCCACCAUCUAAUCUCUUCGUGGGCUCAUCAGGUCAGCGAAAAUGGCAUUUCGACACAAACGAAAGGUGUUGUUUCGAGAUUGUAGUGAUCGAUUUCAUUUUCUUGAUUAUUUCCCAGGUUUGAUCUUGAAAUCCUUCCAUGGUGAUGAUGCUGAUAAGCAGUUUUUGAUCUUGAAAUCUUCACAAGUGCUCAAGAAGAAAAUACUUGUUUUUGGGAUUUGAGUUGUACCAUUUAUGUGGAAUUCAAUCUUUAUAUAUAUAUUGUUGAUAAAUAAAUUACAGAUUUCAUACA